Molecule: messenger RNA, 876 nt
Organism: Callorhinus ursinus (northern fur seal)
Lineage: Eukaryota; Metazoa; Chordata; Mammalia; Carnivora; Otariidae
Gene: RTP3
Product: receptor transporter protein 3
Biological process (GO): protein insertion into membrane; detection of chemical stimulus involved in sensory perception of bitter taste; protein targeting to membrane
Cellular component (GO): cytoplasm
Molecular function (GO): olfactory receptor binding
Source: RefSeq, a predicted model, not a curated record
AACCUCAUGUCCUGCUACAGACCCGUCAGAGUCUCCAGGAGAUCCUGAUGCACGCAGCUCACCACAUAGCAUACGAUGAAUCAGGACAUGGAGCUAUGGAAGCAAAUGUUCCAGGAAUUAAUUCAGGAAGUGAAGCCAUGGCACAUAUGGACCCUGACAGUAGACAAAGACCUUCUUCCCAACAGCCUUAAGCCAGGAUGGUCACAGUACCAGCAGCGGGUUUUUGCCAGGUUCCAGUGCUCCUUGUGCUCUCGCAGUUGGGCCUCUGCUCAAGUUCAGGUCCUUUUCCACAUGCACAAGAGUGGGGAGAAACCCAGGGGCAGGGUGAAGAUGAGGGUCUUUGCCCAGAGAUGUCAGAGAUGCAAUCAGUCUCCAUUUGAGGUUCCCGAGUUCACAGAAGAGAACAUCUCAAGGAUCCUGAACAACCUGGUGUUCCGAAUUCUGAAGAAAUGCUACAGAGAAGGAUUUAAGUCCAUGGAGGAGAUACCUACCAUCAAGGAAAUCUCUCUUAAAGGGAUGCAUGACAGUAACAACUGCGAGGCCUGUCUGCUGGGCUUUUGUGCUCAGAGUGGGUCAGGUGAGGCCCUGCAGUUACCAGUGUUGCCAUCACUUCCUGCCGUUAGCUCACCUGCCCUUGGGACCGCCAUCCCCAUGCCCUCUCCCACUAGGAGUGGCGCCCCAGCAAACACAGUGAAGGGGAACACCCCAGCGGACACAGUGAAGGGGAACACCGGAGCGGACACAGUGAAGGGGAACACCGGAGCGGACACAGUGAAGGGGAACACCAGAGCAGAAGCAGUGAAGAAGAACGCCAUGGGAAACAAGGGAAAGACUUUACCCCAACCCCGGAAUAGGACUCCCCUGAGGACCUCAUAG